AUGGAUUACUUCGAGCCUGACGACUACACCAUCGCGUGGAUCUGCGCCUUGCCUCUGGAGGCGGCAGCGGCCCGCGCCAUGCUCGACGGAACCGACACCCCACCUCAGUCGUCUGCUAUUGAUCCCAACGCCUAUGAAUUUGGCAGCCUAGCCGGGCAUUCCAUAAUCAUUGCCAACCUUCCGGAUGAUAUUUAUGGGGAAGGGGAAGUGUCUGCCGCGGCCUUCGUGUCUCGCAUGCGUUCAACGUUCCCUCGGCUUCGGUUUGGACUGUCAGUGGGGAUUGGAGGGGGUGUCCCGGGAGGAAUCAAUGACAUUCGAUUAGGCGAUGUAGUUGUCGGCACACCAGGUGCAAGUCACAGUGGGGUGAUACAGUACGAUUACGGCAAGGCAGUUGAGCCGACAAGGACCUUAAACAGUCUACCACAGGCUCUUUUGACGUUGAUUACUUCAAUCCAGGCACGACAGAUUGUUGAGGCGGAUGGUGCUGUUUCAAGAAUAGUGUGGAAAGUGUUAGAACAGAACAACAACCUGAAAGACAUAUUUUCUCCGCCAAAGGAGCAUACAGAUUUUCUUUUCCAUUCCUCCUAUCGUCACGUUGACAACGAAGAUACUUGUGAAAAGUGUGAUAAAGAGCAAUUAGUCGAACGACCACUGCGUGACACAAGAACGCCUUACAUACACUAUGGGGCGAUUGCCUCGGGGAAUCAGGUGAUGAAGAACUCAGAAAUGCGCGACCAUCUAGCUCAACAAAAUGGGAUACUUUGCUUCGAGAUGGAGGCAGCAGGCCUUAUGGACGAGUUUCCAACUCUUGUGAUUCGAGGGAUAUGCGAUUAUUGCGACUCCCACAAAAACGGAAAGUGGCGAGGAUAUGCAGCUUUGACAGCAGCCGCCUAUGCAAAAUUAUUACUAUCGGCCAUGCCUGUCUACCGUAAAUAUCCCAUCAUGCGGCGCGGGGCGCAAGACUAUAGCUCACUCAGAGAAGACAUCCGCAGCAUGGACAAGGAUUUUCCCAGGAAGGACAAUAUGUGGGAUACUUCGAUGGCAAAAUAUUCUCACGGGAGUCCUAAAGGAACAGAUCCAACAAGGGAAGUGCCAACCGAAGCCUAUCCGCCAUCGAUGGCAGAAAUUACAGCCACAGAAAGCUCCGUAUUGUCUCGAGGAUUUGAGUCAUGGGGAGACGCACUGGAAACGGUCAACGCUUCGACAGCGGGGACUUCAGUGGACCCGGGAGGUCAGGAGAUGGACGGGGACUCGGCGGAUGAUGAAUCAAUUUAUACCUCCGAUGUUCCCCGAUCUCUGGCCUAUGUGCAGGAACUAGUUAGUAGCUUCUUCAGAGGCGCAGAACUCCCAGACGCCGAGUCCUUAGAAAGGAUACGCGAUGGCCUUCCUGAUUUGCUUCGAGGGUUUGCCCAGAGAAUUGGCGGAGAAAAUCAUUCCUCUGGUCACUUCGAGGUUAUGAAAUUCAUAUAUAAGCGACGAGUGGAUAUUGCCACAUCAUUCGGGCAGCAAUUUCUGGAUGACAUCGAAACGUUGCAACAGCGAAAGCUAAAUGACAUGUCUCUAGACGAGCGGCUGAGCAUGUGGCGCUUUGACCAGGAAAUGGACGACCCAAGUUCCGCAGCAGCUCGGCCAGAUGAUGUGCCACUCAUGGAUGACGAUGCCCAAUUAGACGGUGACGACAAUAACGACGAUAACGAAAACACCCUAGAUAAUUCUCAGUUAGAGAUGUAUCGGAAUGUUGUGACCAACUCCACUGCUUUUCAGUGGCUGCUCUGUCGAUUGCACCGAGAGGCCAGCCUCACAACAUCAGAGGCCAGUUCCUGGAAAGCCAUUUCGACACAGAUCCGCCAGGCCCUGUAUUCCCGGCGGGAGAGCCGUCUCGUCAGCAGCCGAAAAGCGCCUCCCAAAUGUUCAGCGGUGUUCCAGUCGGACUGGGAUCCCCUGGCCUUUAUUCGCGACCAGAAAUACAAGGAAGAACCGGAAGACGCGGUUGAACGCGCUAUUGUAAUUGUUCAAGGCCCGAAUGGAGAUGUAGAGGCGAUGCCUUGUUCGGAAUAUGUGGGCCGCACUUGGCCGCUAUUCGGGGAACACUUCAUGGGAUUAGUGAAACAUACGGUGCGGAGUAUACCAAGCUUGCGGUGCUCAGUGACUUUGUUCGACAACACGAGGGUCACAUCUUGGGUGGAGCCUUCAGGAUGUUUCUCUUUGGAGGCAGUGGGCGUAGCAGAAACAAUUGUUGAAGUUGGUGAAGUUUUCGCAUUUGUAACCGUUGCACUUCGUUCUGCAAAAGGUGACCUAGUCGCUUCCGUUUCCCCUACCAUCGACAACGGCACCAAAACCAGUGACCAGACGUGCAGACUUACUAUUCGUCCGCAAUAUUCGGAUGGCCCCUUGCGAUCCACUGGCCAAUGUUGGCAAGACCUGUUCAGAAACCCUGUGGUCGUUCUCGGCUUUCCCGUACGACGUCGUCGGCCGGACCAAGAACCCGGUCUCGAGAUUUCGCUGGCCACGCUAGCCGCGCUGUUGGGGACCCGACGCAUCGUGGUAUUCUGUGGGAAGGUCUUUCUUCAAGGUUUCUGUACCAUGGUGGUUCCGACGAAAUAUGAUGGAGACACAGUGCAUUGGCACGUGUUAUUUAACGAAAACGGAAGCCGGAUCUCUUUGACAGACUUCCGUGUUCGCAAAAUCGUCCAGGACUUUGAUCUCUUAAAACAUCUGACGCUUUCCGGCGUCGAAAGUGCGCGCCACAUUGUCGGCUGGUGCGAACACGUGCGGAAUUACGCAGGACUUCCGCAGCCCGGCUCUCGGUUUGCUUUUGAUCGUGUGUCCAUAUCAGCUGGAAAGAUUGUCAGCGUGGGCGCCUCGGUGGCAAUCAGCAAGAAGGACAAGCCGGCACGAGCAGCAAAAAAGACCGACUACCACAAACAAAUUGAGUGGGCUGAGGAGCGAUUCAUCGUGCUCUAUGACUGCAAAGAUCGGCGUGCCUGGCUCAUCGAUGGGCUGAGUGCCCUGCUGCACCUCGUCCGCGCCCACCUAGCCCAUCGCAGAAAAGUUGGUCGCGAAGUCCUCUUCAGUGAACGUGACAUCAAAGAACCCAACACUCCAUAUAUGGGAAAGACUGCUGCAAACGCCGUGCUGCGAAAUAGAGCCAAUAUGGACCUCAAGAUAUACGAGAGAUGGAAUAGAGUUGUGGAAGAGACAAGUAGAAAAGGAGAAGAGCCGCCGGAGACGAGCCACAAGACACAGAAGACAUGGGAACAACUGCCGGACCUGGUCGGCGAAAUUUAUACAACUUUGGGCAUGCUAUUCGACAUCCAGACCGACAUAUUGACGGCGGACGGCUUCGGAGCCAAAGUCCAUAUAUCCCCGAGGAGACACCUCGAAGGUUGGGAUUUCCAGCAGGUAGCGGCCGGUACUGACCCGCUUCUGCCUAAAGCGGCUUUGCUUCGUGAUACCGGGUUAGGAUGGGUUGAUCUCGUUAGGGCUAUCAACGCAAUCACCCUCUUCGGUGUGGGUUUUGGAGAAAUCCUCCAGCCCGUAGACGCUGCUGUAGAUUGUGCUCUUGGCGGGGGAGGCGAUGGGGACACAGCCGGGUCAGGUCCUGCAGUAAACCCUCCGCAGGGUGGAACUAGAUGUGACCGUUGGGCUGCUUUGCCGAUGGGCGAAGAUCUCCUUGCCACAACCACCCCCGUCAUUCGGGACAUUAUGGAGGGCAUUUAUAAAGAUCACGACAGCAAACAGCGCCUCUGGGAGUUAUUCACAGGUAUAUACUGGCACUGCCCGGACAAAGUCUUCGAGGACUGCCACUGCAGAGCUACUCCAGGCGGGACGCAGUGCGAUCGUGUACAGGUUCUCCUGCCGACGAAGUUCCCCACACUCUUUGCUCGUGGCUUCCGCAGUCCGCCCGAGCCGCUCCCGGCCCAUGGCGCCGUGAUCUUUGGGCACAGCGUGAAAUUUCCGCUAAUCUGGAAGUGGGAGGCUUGCUCUGUCCCUACAGAAGGGCAUCUACAGCCGCCCCAGCUGACGUCUCGGUCAUCCCGCCAGAGCGACAGCGGCCUCGGGUCGAGUGCUGCAUCGUCCUCGGUUCACGAUGAGUCCCUCAGCCGAGGGUCAAGUCUCCGGCCAGCCAGCAGCGAAUCGACUCACGGAGCAGUCUCUAGUCUUAGUCUUGCUCCAGUCAAUGAACCGCGCGGCACCACCACUUCAGGCAAGAAUGCCAAGAAUAUCGUUAAGCGUCUUUUCAAGAAGAGGUCGAAAUGA
Messenger RNA from Aspergillus udagawae, 4260 nucleotides. Its product is annotated as 5'-methylthioadenosine/S-adenosylhomocysteine nucleosidase family protein. The record is from RefSeq and is a predicted model, not a curated record. Gene Ontology annotation, molecular function: catalytic activity. Gene Ontology annotation, biological process: nucleoside metabolic process. The coding region runs from base 1 to 4260 and encodes 1419 amino acids. NCBI's taxonomy places the organism in Eukaryota, Fungi, Ascomycota, Eurotiomycetes, Eurotiales, Aspergillaceae. The transcript is spliced from 4 exons.